Molecule: messenger RNA, 960 nt
Organism: Purpureocillium lilacinum
Lineage: Eukaryota; Fungi; Ascomycota; Sordariomycetes; Hypocreales; Ophiocordycipitaceae
Source: RefSeq, a predicted model, not a curated record
AUGGCUCCCGAACACGACUCCCAAGUCCUCACGACGCUGCCCUCGGGCGAGCCUAUCGACUCGUCGGCGCCGCCGUCGCUCCCUCCUCCCAGCAAAAAAGCCCCUCUGGGCGCCCUGCUCGCCGCCGCCCCGUCCCACGCCGAUGCCUUCAUCUCCCACCUCUACCGCUGCAUGCAGACCCGCGCCGGCGCCGACACCGUCCUGCUCUUCCUCUGCUACUCGACCCGCCUCACCGGCUCCGUCCUCGAGACCCUGAGCCGCCCCGUCCUGCAGCUCUCGGCCCGCCGCCUCGUCGCCCUGGCCUUUAAGCUGCCCCCCGCGACCACCGUCGUCCUGGCCUCGGCGAAGCCCCAGCCGCCGCUGGCCGCCUUUGCGCUUCGCCUCGGCGGAUACUUCAAGGCUGCCGCCGCUCUCCUGAGCGAGACGCGCACCAUGGGCCGCCUCUGGGGCCUGCUGGGCAUCUACUUUGCCGCCAAGAGGCUGGUCCUCAAGUCGUGCGCCAAGAAGCAGGCUGAGGGCUCGGAAAAGGCGGUCGAGGCACAGGACGCGGGAGAGGCCCUCUUCGACACGCUCGUGGCCUACGCGCAGGUCAUCUCCCUCAUCGCCUACCAGGCCUGCGAGAACGUGGCCUACCUGUCCAGCAAAAAGGUGCUACCCUUUUCGCCCAAGACACAGGGCCGCCUGGCGUCCAUCAGCGUGCGCUCCUGGGGUGCCUACGUCGGCAUGGAGCUGGGCAGGCUCCUGGUCGAGCGCUCGCGCAAGAUCAGCAGCGGCGCCGCGGCCAAGGACCCCAAGUGGGCGUCGUCGUGGACGACCGACUUUACGCGCAACCUGGCCUGGGCGCCGCUGACGGUGCACUGGAGCAUGGAGAAGGGCCCGCUGCCGGACCUGGCCGUGUCGCUGCUGGCGGCGUACCCGUCCAUCGGCGCCAUGAAGGACCUCUGGCGCGAGACCGCCUGA